Molecule: messenger RNA, 2073 nt
Organism: Betta splendens (Siamese fighting fish)
Lineage: Eukaryota; Metazoa; Chordata; Actinopteri; Anabantiformes; Osphronemidae
Product: homeobox protein Hox-D4b-like
Exons: 6
Coding region: 20-808 (262 amino acids)
Biological process (GO): regulation of transcription by RNA polymerase II; anterior/posterior pattern specification; embryonic skeletal system morphogenesis
Cellular component (GO): nucleus
Molecular function (GO): DNA-binding transcription factor activity, RNA polymerase II-specific; RNA polymerase II cis-regulatory region sequence-specific DNA binding
Source: RefSeq, a predicted model, not a curated record
CGGGCCAUAAAGCGGUUUUAUGGGCCGGUGCCGCUCGCCAUUGGCCGCUAACGUGUCAUGUGUGCGCGCUCAGUGCAGCCUCACCCCGCGCGCUCUCGAUGGAAGGACCGCUGCUCGGUACCCGCGCCUCCACCGACGGGCUCAGCAGAGGGAAAGUGGAGCCUGCAGCCUGCUGCUCACACCAGGACGGAGCUCAGAUCUCAGCUGGAUGCUUACGAAGGAGACGGCAGCCCGCAGGAUUGACUCAACAGGCCGCAGUCAUCUACCACAGGGGCACCCCCGGGAGGACGCGGACGUGCACCCGCAGCGCCAGGGCGAGCCGUACCCCGGCUACAGGGAGGCGGACGCCGCCGGCAAGGAGCGCUUCCAGUGCCAGGCCUGGCUGACCUGCGCGAAGCCGCCUCAGGUGCAGAGGAAGGCGGCGUGCCAGGCCAGAGACAAGCCGCCCAUCGUGGUCUACCCGUGGAUGAAGAAGGUGCACGUCGCUCACGUUAACCCGAACCACGUGGGUCCGGAGCCGAAGCGGUUGCGGACAGCCUACACUCGCCAGCAGGUUCUGGAGCUGGAGAAGGAGUUCCACUUCAGCCGGUACCUGACGCGCCGCCGCCGCGUGGAGGUGGCGCACACGCUGUGCCUGUCCGAGCGCCAGGUAAAGGUGUGGUUCCAGAACCGGCGCAUGCGCUGGAAAAAGGACAACAAGCUGCCGAACACCAAGGGACGGAGCAAAAACAAGAAGGCGACGGACAACAACAACAACAGCAGCAGCAACAGCACCGAAAACACCGUGAAGGCGGUAAUAACGGUCUGAAAACGUGGCGGCGGCGGCGGGUUGUCCUUCUGGCGCCACGUGCGCCUUUACUCUAAAACUGAUCGGUUCAUCGGGGAGACUGCGGCCCUGAAACUUCUUUAAACUGCUUUACAAACUUCUAUUUACAGGCUUUAAGAACCCUGUGUAUUUAAAUUGCUUUUGAAUAUUUAUGUUUAUAACAGUUCCGUUCAUUCCUGAAAAUCUUUUACGUUUAGGGCUGCAACGACCAAUUAUUUCCGAUUAUUAUUGAAAAAUAAUAGGAAGGACAGAACAAUUUCUACACAGCAUCUCAGAUGAGUCCAACAUGGGACAUUCAAAUAAUUAUUUUCUCCAACCAACAAACAAGCUUUAUUUGAUGUUUUCAACAGAAUGAUGUUUACAGCAACACUCUUAUGACAUUUUUUUGCAUUAAAAUUAACAAUAUUUUGCAGGUUAUUGCUUUACUUUGGACGCAGAUUUUCUAUUUUAUGUUGUUAUACACGUACAUUUCAGCACUGUGGAUCUUUUUUCAUCUCUUAGGAAAUUAAUCACAUCCGAUAUUAAAUGCGCAAAGGCGCGCUGGUUGUUGGGGUGAACGAGGAGAGACUGUGUGUUUUGGAGGAAACAGGGUUUUAUUUCUACAGGGUAAACAUAAAACAGGGUUUGAUAGUAGCUACCUAUAGGGUGAAAUUCAGUAAUUUAUGAAUAUGCACAUUACCAAAAUGUCAUUUCCAUAAACUGGCGCUUAAAGGGAGAAAGACAAAGCUGCUCAGCUGUCGUCCUGCAGGACGGUCGGACUAAUGACGUUUCAGCUUUUUAUUUGUACACAGUGACGCAUCCAAAAACCAAUGAUGACUUAGUAGGAUGAGUAGCCAUAUUGUGCAGAUAUGUGAUCUCUAAAAAUGAAUUAAACUUUCACUACUUCAGUGAAAGUGACACAUUUUCACGCACGAGGAAAUUAAUUCCACACAUUUCCUCGAGGUUACAGGGUUUUCAAGAAAAAAGUGUUUUUAGAGAGUUGAAAUGGUCCUCUCCUAAACAGCGUGAUGGUGCAUUUUAAUGUGUUUUCUCUUUGCUUCCAGUUUAAUAUGCUAUUGAUUUGUAUUACAGCCUCGCCAGUACUUAUUUGUAUUUGUAUCAUUUAGAAACAUAUUUUAUCCUUUGUAGCAGGAAUCAUCUCUGUUCUUUUGUAAUAAACUGAAAGACUUGACUGUCAGAUUUUUAUAUGUUGAUGUGUUUUGAUAAAAUACUUAGAUAACACCAAUAAAAAAAAGUUUAAAACGUCA